GCCCGGAAGGAAGUAGCGUGCUGAGGGGUGUGGCGGUUUCUACGGUUGCACGGGGGUUCAGCCGUGUACGGAGCGCCUGGAGGGACAGCCUGGUACGCGGCCGCCGCCCCUCCGUGCACGCUCGGCAUCGCUGAGGCUCGGGGGGUGGGGGCGGCUGGAGCUGACGUCCUGAGCCCCCUCAGCUCGCCCACCCGGGAGUCCAGUCCCCUGCCCACGGGUCCGAGCGGAAGCUCCCGGCCGUGUCUGCCUCGCGGAGGAGGGCGGGGAAAGGGCAAGAGGUGGCUUUGGGGUGGUAGUGAGGACAUUUGCAGAGAGGACACUCCUGCUGCUCGGUAGCUGAAGGCCGCUACGGAUACAGGUUCACUGAUGGCUCAGUUGGGAGCUGUUGUGGCCGUGGCUUCCAGUUUCUUUUGCGCAUCUCUCUUCUCAGCUGUGCACAAGAUAGAAGAGGGACAUAUUGGAGUAUAUUACAGAGGUGGUGCCCUGCUGACCUCCACCAGUGGCCCGGGUUUCCAUCUCAUGCUCCCGUUCAUCACAUCCUAUAAGUCUGUACAGACCACUCUCCAAACUGAUGAAGUGAAGAACGUACCAUGUGGAACCAGUGGUGGUGUGAUGAUCUACUUUGACAGAAUUGAAGUGGUGAACUUCCUGGUCCCAAAUGCAGUGUAUGAUAUAGUGAAGAACUAUACUGCAGACUAUGACAAGGCCCUCAUCUUCAACAAGAUCCAUCAUGAGCUUAACCAGUUCUGCAGCGUUCAUACACUUCAGGAAGUCUAUAUCGAGCUGUUUGAUCAAAUUGAUGAAAACCUCAAGUUGGCUUUGCAGCAGGACCUGACUUCCAUGGCCCCUGGGCUGGUUAUCCAAGCUGUACGAGUGACAAAGCCCAAUAUACCUGAGGCAAUCCGCAGAAACUAUGAGCUGAUGGAAAGCGAGAAGACGAAGCUUCUCAUUGCAGCCCAGAAGCAGAAGGUGGUGGAAAAGGAGGCAGAAACAGAGAGGAAGAAGGCCCUCAUUGAGGCAGAAAAAGUGGCACAGGUUGCAGAAAUCACCUAUGGGCAAAAGGUGAUGGAGAAGGAGACAGAGAAGAAGAUCUCAGAAAUUGAAGAUGCUGCGUUCCUGGCCCGGGAGAAGGCGAAGGCUGAUGCUGAGUGCUACACAGCGCUUAAGAUCGCAGAAGCAAAUAAGCUCAAGCUGACUCCAGAAUACCUGCAGCUGAUGAAGUACAAGGCCAUUGCUUCCAACAGCAAGAUUUACUUCGGCAAAGACAUCCCCAACAUGUUUAUGGAUUCGGCAGGGGGGCUGGGCAAGCAGUUUGAGGGGCUGAGCGACGACAAGCUGGGCUUUGGCCUAGAAGAUGAGCCCCUCGAGGCACCCACAAAGGAGAACUGAGGAAACGCUGUCUGCAAGCUCUGCUCGGGCAGCUUAGAGAGAGCUGUGUUCUUUAAGAUGAGACAGAGCGCUCCUCCUUUCCACACUACCUUCCUUGACUCUUCUUACUGUGGUUAAAAAGGAAGAAUGGGCACAAACUUACCCCCUUCUGGGAAGGGAGAGCAGAUGGAGAGUUGUUUUUUGGGUUUAUUUUUCAUUCAGGUAAGUAAGUUGUAUGACUUCUGAGAAGGUGUAUACACCGUAGAUUUGACCUCUGACCUGCAGACACCAACAUUGUCACUUUGAAGCUGGUUUAAGUGGGGCUACUGUCAGUAUGAAGAGGGAGUGUGUGCUGCCUCCUCGUGCUUGAAUUCCUUCAGGGAAAAAUGUACUCCACAGUUCUCUCCCUUGCCUCUAGUGUAGGCAGUGUCUGCGUGUGAGGCUCAUGACACAAGGCCGUCUGCUGCGGAACAUGAGCUGCAGAGAGCGUUGGCCUGCUGGGCUUUUUGACUGAGUGGAUUACUCGAGAGUUAAGCUGUCUUGAGCCCUUUUUAGGAAGAACUUGGUGCUAGGUUUUGCAAGGUUUUCUACACACUGUACUCUGCCCUAGUGUUUGUUGGCUACAUCUCACCGCAGCAGGGCUUGGUCACACCACACACUCCUUUUCCAUACUUUGACCUGAUCUGUGAUUUCAUUUCUUCUUGAAUAAUCUAUUCAUUAGUUGCACUCAGCGUUAAGAUGGGAACAAACAAGCACUGUUAGCUGAUGACGUAGCUCCUUAUACCCACCCGUUAGCACUGUAGUGCUGUGUGGCUAAUUAUGCGUAUACUUUUGAGACCAAACAUCUUUAUCAUUAUGGAGAUUCUUCAUUGAAGAGCUCUUAACACUGUGGAGAAGGGCCCAGCCAGAUGACACCCAAGUAGUAGUGCCUGUGGCCUGUGCUGGGGGUUUGUCUGACACACUGAUGAAGAGAGCAGGCAGCCACUUGAGAGUCGGCUCCAGUGAGUCACCCUAGGAAACUGAGAAUGGGAAGAACAGAUAUGAAAGAAAGGGAUUUCUUAUCCUGAAAUUGCGCUGGGGGCGGGACUCCACCAUGGCCUGUGAGUGCACACAGAAUGCCUCUGUGGAGGGCAGCUCUGCAGUUAAUCGGCAGACAUGGCAGUACCCUGUGCAACCAUGACUGGCUCUAGCUUAAGACUUGGCCUUGUUAGCUGGUCCCCUACCUCAUCCUCCCCACACACACAAAGCACCUACUGUUCUCUCUUAGGUGACUACUAUAAAUGAUAUUUUCUGGCAUCAAUUCCCACCUCAGUUUUGGUUUUGUAAGUCGGGCCAGUUUGCUCCUAAGUGGCACCAGACUUGUCAGGUAUUUGGGAAGCAUUCAGCCGGCCCAAAAAGAGGCAGAGUUCAUUGUGCUUACUUCAGAUGUUCCCUUCUCGGUCCAGACUCCUCAGACGGAGAUUUCUCAGGCCACUGACCCUGGCCACACUGUGUACAAACUACAAAAUGUUCCUGAAAAGGACAUUUUAAUGUGCUCAAAAGCUCUUGCAAAAGUGGGUUUUUUCCCCCAAGACCAACUCAUCUUCUUCCCAUUUGUUGCUGCUAAUCACUUGUUGAGAGCAACAUGCUAUGCCCAGCAUCCUCUCUCGCACAUGCACCUCAGAAAACACUACUUCAGUGGAGUCGGUGCAGGAGGGAGGGUAUCCCGCCAUCCAGCACCCUCCUAGCCCGAGAGGCUCUGUAACUAGCAUUUUGAGAGCUCAUCCCUCCUUCACAAAGAGCCACAAUAGAGUCCUGCUGCAGCUGCUCCUUCCCUGCCCCUUUAAUGUCACUUCUUUAACAAAACAUAAAUGUCCCCAUGUCAUAGCAUAAAUUCAGUAGCUAUUGGUAUCUGUCACAGCAGUAAAAUCAUGGAACUCAGAUGUCUUUUUAGCAUGGGAUAGAUACCUAGCCCAUCUGUCUUUAUGACCUUGUUUUUUGUAAUACUAUAAAAUCUGAUUUAAAGCAUUUGAAUUCUAAACAUAUAAAAUGUGAUAAGCCUGCAGUUUUGUAGGCAGUGAAUUCAUGGCUGCUAUUUUUAAGUAGAACUUCUAUCAAAAUGCGUUAACUGUUUGUAAAAUUCAGUUUUUGUAGGACUUUCCCAAGGCCCAGCCACCUUGACAGAAUGCUUCUCACUCACUAAAUGUUGCAGAAGCAAUUUAUAUUCCAUAUAGGUUUUUAAUCACUUUUCAAUAUAUGGUUAGAAUGUUUGUAAGGAAGCCUAAGUUUAAUAAUUUUUAUAUAACUAAAAAUAGGUGUGGAGGACUCAGUGUGGGUACUGAGGAGGAAUGAAGUGCUCUGAAAAGGGCGGUGUUUCAUACACGAUCUGUGGGGCUGUGUAUCUCGUGAAAGUGAGAUAGCCGAGCUUACUGACCUGGGCUGUCGUCAGCUGGACCUCGAUAAACUGUACCUGGACAAUAGCUCCUCUGUCUGUGAACUUCACCUACUUCGUUGUCCUUAGCGGGCUUCUAGCCACUGUUUGUUUCCUUAUAAAAGCUGGAAUGGGCAAUCAUGUGUUUGUACUUCCAUUCCUUUUUAUCUCUACUUCUGUGUAAACUGGUGAUUGAAUAGUUAAAGCAGUUUUUUCAGUGUGCCCCAAGGGCAUUAAUGAGCCUUUAUAACUGAGAAAUGAUUCUUGUUAUAGUAAGUAUUCCAUAAAUGAUACUACUAGAUAAAUUACCUUGGGCUAAUAGCUCCAGGAUUUGUUUCAGACAACAAAAAAGGUCUCAAUGUGAAUAUACUUAACAUUUUGGAUUUAAUUUCAGUCUUGCUAAAUAAAAUGUUUUUGUCUUUUUCGAUUAAA
Mus caroli (Ryukyu mouse) is the source of this 4210-nucleotide messenger RNA. RefSeq names its product ER lipid raft associated 2 (gene Erlin2). Lineage: Eukaryota; Metazoa; Chordata; Mammalia; Rodentia; Muridae. Gene Ontology annotation, molecular function: ubiquitin protein ligase binding; cholesterol binding. The record is from RefSeq and is a predicted model, not a curated record. Gene Ontology annotation, cellular component: endoplasmic reticulum; endoplasmic reticulum membrane. Gene Ontology annotation, biological process: SREBP signaling pathway.